This is a messenger RNA of Anopheles merus, 1972 nucleotides long. Its product is annotated as dual specificity protein phosphatase 18. The transcript has 3 exons. Gene Ontology annotation, cellular component: cytoplasm. Gene Ontology annotation, molecular function: protein tyrosine/serine/threonine phosphatase activity. The record is from RefSeq and is a predicted model, not a curated record. Gene Ontology annotation, biological process: protein dephosphorylation. NCBI's taxonomy places the organism in Eukaryota, Metazoa, Arthropoda, Insecta, Diptera, Culicidae. The coding region runs from base 391 to 1164 and encodes 257 amino acids.
AUCAGAGACGACGACUCACUGCGGCAUUCAGACGCGUUUAGUGUAUUUCCACCCUCGAACCCAGUCGUACACAAACCAAUCGAGAGCUGCUGAAAGUAGUAGAACGUAGUAGAAGCUGCUUUUCCUCCCUGCAUACCAUUCGCAUACUAAGUGCUACGCGCUAUGCGUCUGUGAGAUAGAACGGUGGGAAGUUUUAAAAACGAUUAAUUGCUGAUUUCGUGUCGUGAUAGCAGUGCGCAACGUUUCCCGUAGCGUUUCCGCUGUGUGCGUUAACUGUGAAGAGCUAUUUAGCUACGUACUAUUAAACGCUAGUGAACGCAAGCAAAAAACAUUGUAAAGUGAUCAAAUUCCACAUAAAAGGAACAAGUUUUACCACUGAAUUCGCGCAAUAUGAAGGAGAUAAACAUAAACAGUGUGAAUCACGCGGAGCUGGUUAGCGGCUGUCAGCCUCCGGUGCCGGCCGCCGACGGCGUUACCAAGGUGAUGGAGGAUGGCAAAGCGGGCAAUCAAAUUCAGGCCCUGCUGGAGCGCAAUGAAAAUCCGCCCGAAGUCCUGGCCGGUACCACGCUGCAUCGUCCAAUGCGAACUUUUUCACCAAUCAGUGGCAUCUCCAAGCUGCUUAAGAACUUGUACCUCUGCGGCGGUAGUGCUGCUUCGGUGGCCAUGAUGCAGCAGCUCGGCGUAACCUUCGUGAUCAACGCUACCACCGUAACAGAGCUGACCGACACACCGCUUCCGGCGGAAGACACACGCUAUCUAAGAAUUCCCGUGAAGGACAACCGUGAAGCGAACCUGGAGCGCUACUUCCACGAGGUAGCGGACAUGAUCGAAGAGGAGUCCAAAGCCGGGGGAGUGGUGCUGGUACAUUGCGUCGCUGGAAUCAGUCGAUCGGCCUCGCUCUGUCUGGCUUACCUGAUGAAGUAUCAUCGCAUGAGCCUGAAGGACGCGUACAACCACAUCAAGGACAAGCGGCCCCAAAUCCGCCCGAACGUGUCGUUCGUGAAGCAGCUGAUGGACUUUGAGCAGAAGCUGUACGGCACGCGAACCGUCACGAUGGUGUACUGUCAUGCGCUCGACCAGGAGCUGCCCGAUAUUUACGAGCCCGAGUUCCGCACGAUGGAGCUGCUGUACCAAAAGUUCCGACGAAACAUUGCGCGGCGCUAGGAAGCGUGCGAGGCGUGCACACAAUUUCGCAACUUAUUCCAUUUAUUCCCUUUUAAACUUAGUGAGCUACUAGUGCUUUGUAUUACCAGUGCUCCGAAACAGUGCUUCGGUUCGCAUACUUAACUGUUUCGCGGGCAGGAAAACGAGAGGUGCCAGCUCUAGCGUUAAGACGUGUGGCAUCGGUUUGGCCCCACCGCUGACCAGCCUCACAACUACUGAUUUAUGAUAGUAUUUGCAUCCAAAUAAUUCUACAGGAAACACUUCAACCCUUAGCCGGGGGCUUUAAUGGCCCCAAAAAACAGCCUCAUGCAUGCACAUUGUAUGUACUAAACUAUUAAACUACUAGCUACUUAAUCUAACAAGCGACAGAAGACACCGGUGCGUGAGACCGGAGACAGGAUUAAUUUGAGUAUGGAAACAAAUGAAAAGGGGAAAACACAACAGUUAAAAUUCACCAUUCUUAUGGCAAUGGCUCGUUGGUUCGAACUGCAAAGCUAACUGAAACACCGUAUGCCGGUUUUAAGACGUCAAAACUUUCCUAAGACAGGUCCCACUGAUUCGAAACCACGUGAAAAAUUGCUGUGAUUGGAAAUUAAUACUGAUAUUCGUUAAGCGGUAAGAAAGAGAUUUUAGUUUCUUGCUUACUCUGCCCGCGCGGCAGACACAGAUCGGUUCAGAAUUAGGGCAUUGUGUCGUGUUUUUUUAUGUUUGUGUUUGUGCAAACAGUAGAUUUGUAAGCAUUACAGCAGUACUUUACAAGGAUGUUGUACUUCAUACUCGCAAAUAAAAUUUGAUAUUCAUACAAAGA